AUGCUCAAAGAAGAAAAGGAGAAGCAGAAGGCAACAACAAUGAACAGGGGGUGGGGAAUGUACAGGAUAAGGAGACUAAUACUGGAAAGCAAAAAGAAACAGAGGCCAAGAAAACUAAUGAAACAGGAGUGGCGACUAAACAAAACAAUCAGAUUGAGGGAAAGCAAGGAGUACAAGGAGCAAGGGAGCCAGGACAUGGUAGGGGUGGGGGAAACCCCCAUCCUAAUGGAUAAUAUAGGCUUUUGGAAUACCAGAGGACUAAAUAACCCAGCCAAGCAAAGGGAGAUACAGAUUUUCAUGCAUAAUGCUAGGGUGGGGGUAUUUGGUCUUCUGGAAACAAAGGUGAAGAGAGCAAAAGCCCAACAAGUCUCUCUUCACCUAUGUCAAGGCUGGGCAUUCAACACAAAUUUAUCACAACAUCCAAAGGGGGGGAUAUGGCUACUAUGGAAUCCAAUGAUUUAUGGAGUCAAUAUUAUAAGAGUAACAGCACAGCUUAUACACUGUGAAAUACAAUAUAGAGGGACUGGACACACAUUUCAUGUGACUAUGAUAUAUGCUUUCAAUGAUGCAACAUUAAGAAGGGAGUUAUGGCAAACACUUAAGGAAAUAAAUGGACAGAUUAAAGGCCCGUGGGCAAUAAUGGGGGACUUUAACUGUGUUCUGCAGAAGGAGGAAAGAAUAGGCAGCCCAGUCACUAUGGCAGAAAUACGAGACUUCAAGAAAUAUGUUGAGGAAUGUGAACUGAAGAAUCUCAAAUCUACAGGAGCGUUUUUCACAUGGACAAAUAAACAAAGUGGAGGGGACAAGGGAAACAAAGGGCAGAAGAAGAUGUUUAAAUACUACAACAUGUGGAGUAUGGCAACAGAUUUCAAGGAGAAAAUUAGACCUGGUUGGAAGACAGAAAAGAAAGGCACCAAAAUGUAUGAACUAGUAGGGAAGCUGCAUAGAAUUAAGCAUACACUACAGCAACUGAACAAGGACAAGUUCAAUGAAGUCGAGAGGAAAGCAGAUGAAGCAAUGAUGAGACUGCAAAAUUGCCAAGAAAACAUUCAAAAAGAUCCUUAUAACACUGUGCUGAUAGAAGAGGAAAUGAAUCUAUCCCAGGAAUGCAGAUCAUGGUGCAAGGCUAGAGAGCAAUAUUUGAGGCAAAAGUCCAAAAUACAGUGGUUGAAGCAAGGAGAUAUGAACACAAAAAAUUUUCAUAGCAUGAUGAAGGCAAGGAGAAACUCCAACAGAAUCCUAGCUGUUGACAAUACAGAAGGACAACAUGUUACUGACCUAGAAGAGAUAGCUAAAACAUUUAUAGUAUUUUAUGAAGGCUUGCUGGGAACUAAACAACAGGAAAUAGAUUAG
Nicotiana attenuata is the source of this 1353-nucleotide messenger RNA. RefSeq lists its product as uncharacterized. The transcript is spliced from 3 exons. The record is from RefSeq and is a predicted model, not a curated record. Bases 1 to 1353 code for a protein of 450 amino acids. NCBI's taxonomy places the organism in Eukaryota, Viridiplantae, Streptophyta, Magnoliopsida, Solanales, Solanaceae. Gene Ontology annotation, molecular function: catalytic activity.